AUGCUCCAGAAGGUUACUAACAAAAUUUUUCUAGGUGGCUUUUAUUCUCUGCCUUCAAUCAACGUUGGAGGACUAGGUAACGCUUCACAUAAUUUUGUUGUGAAUCCAAUCAAUAACGGUAUCAACCCAGUAAGUAACCAUCCUCCAGGUCAACAUGUCAAUAGCAGCAAACUAACACCAUUCUCGUUCCAGCCUCCUAUGAAUUUCCAAAGUGUUAAAACCGAAGGUGGUUUACCAAACCAACAGGGUCAAGCUACUGGCUCAAAUGGGGCCAACACCAAUCAACCUGCUCAAGCACUGCAACAACCUGCUCCUCCACAACAACAACAACAAGGAGGUGUUAAACAGCCAAGUGGACCAGGUACUCCAAUGUCUGCUUAUAGACCAUUAAACGUGAAGGAUGCCUUAUCAUAUUUGGAUCAAGUUAAAGUGCAAUUUCAAAAUCGUCCAGAUGUUUACAAUCACUUCUUAGAUAUCAUGAAGGAUUUCAAGAGCCAGUCUAUUGAUACACCAGGGGUUAUUGAUCGUGUCUCUACAUUAUUUAGAGGUCAUCCAAGUUUGAUUCAAGGUUUCAAUACAUUUUUACCUCCAGGUUAUAGAAUCGAAUGUUCUUUAGAUCCUUCUGAUCCAAAUCCUAUCAGAGUCACCACACCAAUGGGUACAACUACACGUCAAGAAACAAAUUCAAACAUCGUUUUCGAACAACAACGUUGGCAAUCACAUUCUUCACCAACAGGUAUACCCCAUGUUGCACCAGGACAAGCACCAGCUCCAGGUUUGAUUCCUUCUCAAGCAGCUCCAGGUCAACAACCACAAGGCGGUAAUCCACCAGGUGCCCAAAUUCAAAGCCAACCAACUCAUAGUCAAAUUCCAACUCAAAACGAUCCAUAUGGUCACUUCAAUCCACAAGAACAAUCAUCAUUAUCUCAAUUACAAGCUGCUGCAAAUAGAAAUAAUAGUAUAGGUGGUCAAGCUGGUGUUGAUAGAAAAUCUGGCGGUCCAGUUGAAUUCAAUCAUGCUAUAAGUUAUGUCAACAAGAUUAAAACUCGUUUUGCUAAUCAACCAGAUAUCUAUAAACAUUUCCUGGAAAUUUUACAAACCUAUCAAAGAGAACAAAAACCAAUUGCUGAAGUUUAUGGUCAAGUUACUGUUUUAUUUCAAAAUGCACCUGACUUACUGGAUGACUUUAAACAAUUUCUACCAGACACCAAUGGAAAUGCAGCUGGUGGGUUAUUAGGUUCUCAACCUCAAGGUGAAUAUUAUCCACAGCAAGUUCCUCAACAGCAACCUCAACCUCAAUUACCACCUGUUGGUAGCUUUUCACCUCCAACAGCUGGAAAAGUGAAGAAGAUUGAAGUUACUAAUGAUCAAUUACAAAAUUAUGAAGCUAGUAAAAAUAGAGAAAUUCCAACUUCAAGUAUGCGUGGUUCAAUAUCUGCAGCUCCAAGACGCAGACUUGCUGAUGAAACUACACCAACUUUAGUUCCAGGUGUUCCUGAACCAUCAAUCCCACCACAUAAAACUUCGAACCUGAUUGAAGAAAUUGGUUUCUUUGAUAAAGUUAAAAAAGCCAUAGGUAGUAAACAAAGUUACAAUGACUUUUUGAAAAUUGUCAAUAUCUAUAAUCAAGAAUUGAUUGAUAAGGAUACUUUGAUUGAAAGAGUUGAAGGUUUUAUUGGUUCUCAUAUUGAUUUAUUUGAUUGGUUCAAAGGCUUUGUUGGUUAUGAUGAUAAACCAUUACAUAUUGAAAAUAUCACACACAAGAAACAUCAAUUGGAUUUGAUGUUGUGUAAACCAUAUGGUCCAAGUUAUAGAAAAUUACCAAAAGCUGAAACAUAUAUGCCAUGUUCUGGUAGAGAUGAAAUGUGUUGGGAAGUUUUAAAUGAUGAAUGGGUUGGUCAUCCAACUUGGGCUUCUGAAGAUUCUGGUUUCAUCGCUCAUAGAAAAAAUCAAUAUGAAGAAAUUUUAUUCAGAAUUGAAGAAGAAAGACAUGAAUAUGAUUAUUAUAUGGAAGCAAAUUUGAGAACAAUUCAAACAUUAGAAACCAUUGCUAAUAGAAUCUCAAAUAUGACUCCUGAAGAAAAAGCUUCAUUCAAAUUACCAAAUGGUCUUGGACACACUUCACAAACUAUCUACAAGAAGGUUAUUCGUAAAGUUUACAACAAAGAUAGAGGUUUUGAAGUGAUUGAUGCUUUACAUGAAAAUCCAUCAAUUGCAAUUCCAGUUGUUUUGAAAAGAUUAAAACAAAAAGAUGAAGAAUGGAGAAGAACACAUCGUGAAUGGAAUAAGGUUUGGAGAGAAAUGGAACAAAAAGUUUAUUUCAAAUCAUUAGAUCAUCUGGGAUUAACUUUCAAACAAGCUGAUAAGAAAUUAUUAACUACAAAACAACUUGUUUCUGAAAUUAGUACCAUUAAAUCUGAACAAACCAAUAAGAGAUUACAUCCUUUAACACCAAAACCACAAAAACAAUUAGAUUAUGACUUCUUUGAUAAUGAAGUGCUAUUUGAUAUCACUAAGUUGGUUUAUGUGUUUUUGAACGCUGGUAGUUCUUACUCUGCAAAUGAUAAAGAAAAAUUAUAUGAUUUCUUCAAAUCUUUCAUUUCAUUAUUUUUCUCUAUUGAUUCUAAUGAAGUUGAACAAGCCUUACAAAAGAGAAUCACACAAUCAACUGAACAAUCUCAAAAUUAUGAACAUAAUGCUAAUCAUGAACCAUCAAGUGCAGAAUCUUCAGCUCCAGAAAGUGACUCUAAUAGAAAACGUCACCGUGAAACAGAUCUGUUGAAAGAUGUUUUAUUAAAAUCUAAACAAUCCAAAACAAGAGCUGAUGAAACACCUGAAAGUUCAGUUUCACCAAGUCAUGAUUCAGCUGCAACGAGCAAUGUCGAAUCUGAAACUGAAAGUAAAGCUGGUGAUGAAGAUGUUAAUGUUGAUUUUGACUCUGCUGUUUCUGAUACCUGGGUUCAAACAUCAGUUCCUGAUCAAGGUAAAACAGAAGCCGUUAAUGACAAGAGAAAUUUAUUCAAUUUGUUUGGUAACACUAACAUUUAUGUUUUCUUCCGUCAUUUAAGAGUUCUAUACGAUAGAUUAUUAGAAGUUAAAAAUAUCAAUGAAGAAGUCACCAAAGAUAUCACAUCCCGUUCUGAAGUUCAAUUUGCUAAAGAUUUGAACUUGGUCUCAAAUCAACUUGAAGAUAUGGGAUUACAAUUCGCCAAAGCUGAUGCCUACACUCAAUUGUUAGGUUUUGCUGAAAGAGUCAUUGAAGGUGAUGUUGAACAUCAAUGGUUUGAAGAAUCAUUACGUCAAGCAUACCGUAACAGAGCUUACAAGUUAUACACUGUUGAUAAAGUUACUCAAGCAUUAGUUAAACAUUUACAUACUGUUGUAUCAGAUUCACGUACCUCAGAUAUAAUGUUAUUAUUUGCUAAUGAUAGAAAAUCACCAGUUACAAGUGCUAAAGAUCAAAUCUUAUAUCGUAACAAUGUUAGAAGUCAUAUGAAUUCUGAAGAAAAUAUGUUUAGAAUUGAAUUUGAUCAAGAAAAACACCAUGUUUCUAUUCAAUACUUAGCCUUGGAUGAUUUAACAUUAACUGAUCAAAAGAAUGAUGAAGAAAAAUGGAAUUAUUAUUUAACAUCAUAUAUUAUUGCACAUCCAACUGAAGGUAUCAAUACAAGUGAAUUAAGAUUACCAUUUAUGAAAUCAUUGAUAUCGGAUGAUGAUGAUGAUGCUUUAGAAGGUUAUACUGAUUCUCAUAUGAAGGUUAAGAUUACUAGAGAAAACUAUAAAUUAUUCUUUGAACAAGGUUCAUACGAUGAGUUUGCACGUUAUUCUGUUUUCAACCACCCAAUUAAAGCAAAAUCAAAGAACACAGAUGUUUUGAGUAAAGCAAUUGAUGAUAAAUUAAUUGAAGAAGUUGGUCAAGAUUCAUUUGAUAAAAAUAAAGGUAUUUUAGAUGCUUUAGUUGAAGGUCCAGAAAAAUAUAAGGAAUUUGUGAAAUCUAGAAAAGAAGCUGAUGAAAAAGCUAAAGAAGAAGAAAAAGCCAAAGCAGAUGUUGAUGUUGAUCAAACAAUUGAAAAUCCGGAUGAAACAACAGCUGAAGUGAAGAAACCUGUUAAUCCAGCUAUUGCUUCUGUUAAAGAAUCUGAUGUCACUGUAGAUGCUGACUCAACACUUCCACAAGAUGAUACUGAAUUAAAGGGUAAUGAUACAACCACAGAAGAAGCACCUGCAGCCGAAGAAAAUGCUACAACAGAAGAAAAGAAAGACGCUGAUAGUACUGAUAUAAUAGAGGAAGAAUCAGAAAAGAAAGUCGCCAAUGGCGAACAAGAUAAAGAAAAAGAAUCAACUGACAAAGAUGGUGAUACUAAAAUGGAGGAUUAA
Hansenula ciferrii is the source of this 4377-nucleotide messenger RNA. RefSeq names its product transcriptional regulator SIN3 (gene SIN3). Bases 1 to 4377 code for a protein of 1458 amino acids. The record is from RefSeq and is a predicted model, not a curated record. The transcript has a single exon. Gene Ontology annotation, cellular component: chromatin; Sin3-type complex. Gene Ontology annotation, biological process: negative regulation of transcription by RNA polymerase II. NCBI's taxonomy places the organism in Eukaryota, Fungi, Ascomycota, Saccharomycetes, Phaffomycetales, Wickerhamomycetaceae. Gene Ontology annotation, molecular function: transcription corepressor activity.